Molecule: messenger RNA, 6014 nt
Organism: Uloborus diversus
Lineage: Eukaryota; Metazoa; Arthropoda; Arachnida; Araneae; Uloboridae
Product: roundabout homolog 1-like
Exons: 17
Coding region: 359-3811 (1150 amino acids)
Biological process (GO): cell-cell adhesion
Cellular component (GO): cell-cell junction
Molecular function (GO): cell adhesion molecule binding
Source: RefSeq, a predicted model, not a curated record
UGAGUGAGGGGAGGUGGAGACGGGGGAAGAGAGCGACUGCUGCGAUCAAAAGGAAAAAACCGAGUCGGUUCAGUCCGCACGCCUGCUCUUGCGGUGGUGGGACGUUUCCAAGUAGCUCUCUCUCCCGCCGAAAAUCGUGCCGGCGGAUUUUUCCACUACUCGUCGGUGUUGUUCUGUGCAAAUGAAACUCUAGUGUGUGUUGUAGUACACACGUUAUUUUUUUUAACUAAAUUAUUUGUGUUUUUGUGCGCGUCAUUCUUUUGGAUUAACCUGGAUUUGCAUUGAAUUUUUACAACUCUGGUUUUUUCGUUCUACGGAUAAAUUAUUUGGUGUCCCUUUAAAAAUUUGGAUUUUAAAUAUGAACGUGGUCCGAAGUUUUGUGUUAUUGUGUCUCGUGGUGUUGUUUGUAUGGACGUCAGAGGGCGCCGUCGCCGCUGCCAAGUACUUCGAUUUUACGGAAGGAUGUUGUUCCGGUCAGGUGAUGCUGGGCGACAGCCGCGACGUGAUCGAGGGCGACACCCUUCGACUGCCCUGCCGCUUCCAUUCUGCCCUGGCCUCGAGCACCACCCAGUACUUCUGGAGUCGGGACAACAAGAACGGCAAAGACAACGCGGCCAUCAACGCCGCCGCCCUCGACCCCCACUAUAACAUCGACUUCAGCCCACAGGAGGGCAAGUACGACCUGCUCAUCUCCAAAGCCAACUACGACAAGGACAACGGCAAGUUCGAAUGCUGGCUGAAGGAAGGCGGGAGCGGAGUGGACAUAUACAGCGUGUCUUACGUCGUGACAGUCCUCAUUCCACCCGGCGAGCCUAGGAUUACUCCGCCCAGCCCCGUGGCCAGAGAGGGUGAACCCACCGCCCUCACGUGUUCGAGCGAGGGCGGCAGCCCUGAUCCGACCAUCCGCUGGUACCGGGACGGCGUCGCCCUGCAGGGUCAGCUGCAAAAGGGCGGCUCCAGGGAGAGGCCCACCUCGAGUGUCUUGACUGUGACGCCCCGUCUCGAAGAUGACGAAGCCACCUACAGGUGUGUGGUGUCGAAUCGAGCCCUCAGGGAUGACGUCAAGCUGGAGACGAGUGUCGUGCUCACUGUGCAUUAUGCUCCUCGAAUUACCGUGGGACCAUCCAACCCCUUGAAUGUUCUCGAAAAUUCGGAUGCACAUUUGAGUUGCUCGGUGAUAUCGUCUCCUCCCGUCCGUUCUGUUCGUUGGCUAAGAAAUGUCCGCAUGAUCUCCAACACGUAUAAUCACACUAUCAGGGGAGUGACUGCUGAAGACAGUGGAAACUAUACAUGCGUUGCAGAUAAUGGAGUUGGCGAGUCAUCGAAAGCUAAUCUGGAAUUAAUUGUCUUGUAUGGACCACAAGUGAAAGUUCCAACAUACCAGGAGGUGGCUGCUGGAGACACCCUUGUUGUAAAGUGUGAUGUAUCGUCAAAGCCUGCUCCACACACCGUGCAGUGGCUUAAAGAGGGUGAUCCGUAUUUCCGGCAACUGGGAGACACUCUGAGAAUCGACAGAAUAUCGGUAGAUGAUGGUGGAAGAUACAUCUGUCAAGCAUCUACUUCCUUCAGGCCAUCUAGGUCUAAUGUUCAAAGUGAAGCUACUGGUAAUGGUACAGUCACAGUAAGAAUAAAACACAAACCAGGGCAAGCGGAAAUAAUACCUUCACAGCCAGUGGCCAUUGCUGGAAAGCAUUUUACCCUCUCUUGUACUGCUAAUCCUUUAGGAUGGCCUGUUCCUGACUACAUCUGGUGGAAAGAGGGUCAGCAGAAAGAUGAUAAACCAACUCAGAAAUCAAACUACACUCUGCUUUCUGCACACAUGAGCCACGAAGGAAGAUAUUUUUGCCAGCCUACAAACAGUUUAGGGCGAGGAGGAGUAGCAUCUGUUUAUUUGACCAUUCAUGAACCUGCAUCAAUCACGAUACCACUACGUCCCCAAACUAUAAAAAAAGACAAAGAUCCAGACUUCAAAAUCGCCUGCCGUGCUCGUGGUAAGCCUAAACCAAGAGUAAGAUGGCUGCAAAAUGGUCAACAGAUAUCUGAGGACAGUGGCUUAUUUCAUGUGUCUACAACAGAGAUCGUUGAAGACAAUAAUGCUUUCACAGUUCUUAGUACACUUGCUUUUGCUGGACUUAGCAGACGUGAGAAUGGACUCUCGGCAGGUGACCGUGGGAGAUACACCUGCGAGUUUGAGAAUGGUUUUGGCGAGGCUGCAAGAUCAGAAAUGAUGCUCAGAAUAGAACAUUCACCUGUUGUUCGACACACGUACAACAGGGUUGCUUUUGAUGUUGGCGAGACAGCGGUUCUUCAGUGCAAAAUGCAAGCUUACCCCAGCCCACAAUUUGAAUGGUUCUCAAGGGGUAGAGUGUUGGAUGAAUAUGCAAACUAUGGUACAAACAUCACCGAUUUGGGGGAGGAUAUAUAUGCUGGAGUUCUGUCCAUACGAGAUAUGAAGGAGGAAGAUUAUGGUGAAUAUACCUGUAGAGCAUCCAAUCAAGUUGGAGAUGAUAAGAAGACAAUCAUCAGGCUCGUAAGAAAAGGUCCACCGGAAAAGCCAACACUUUUAGAAUUGAUUGAGGUCAGCUCUGACAAAGUAACGCUCCGAUGGCAAGAAGGCUUCAAUGGUGGUUUUUCAAACACUGAGUUUUUAGUGACAUACUUAAAUACUGAAACUGGACGCCAAAUGAAUGAGUCUUGCAGAACUCAAAAUCUUUGCCAAAUAACAGGUUUAUCAGCUAAUACGGAAUACCAUUUCAAGGUUUUGGCAGUGAACUCUCGAGGAUACAGUCAAUACUCCGAUGAAAUGCCAGUAACAACCAAAGACAUGCCAAGACCAUCUGAAGCUCAAUAUGAUCGAGAUACAGGAUAUUUGACUUUCCACGUAGAAUUAACUUCCUUGAAACUUAUAGCAAAGAUUGAAGCAAGGCCAAUGGGCACAGAAAUGUGGGUUUUACAGACAACUAUUCAAGUUAUUAGGCCUAUAGAAAAAGUACAGCUAAGUCCACCAAUGGAAGGCUUUUCUGAUGUAAAAGUGAAACUAUGUUUAGAAAGCAAUGACUCAUGGUGUGGUGAUGCUAAGCUAGCUAAUCCUCUUGAAGAAGAGCUUCCCAAUACUAAAGAUGCAAGAGCUGGAUUUUCGACAGAAUACCUGUUAGUAAUUCUUCCGAUUGUAGGAGGAGUGGCUUUUUUGUUGCUGAUGUUUUUAAUAAUUUGUUGUUGUUGGAAGAAAAGAAGUAAUCAUAAAGAAAAGAAGGAUUUUGAAAUGGAAACUACUAACCCACGUCCUAAGGCAGUCACUCCACCAUAUUUUCCAGACGGUGUCGUCAAUAAAGGUCUUGAAGGAGUUACUGAUGACAUAACAAAAGCAGGUAUCUACACCACCAAUACCUCUGGCAUCAAUGGAGGGAUGAAUGGCCAUAUUCCCUCGAGCAGCCACCCAAAUUCUGGUAUGAUGUUUAAUCCUGAUCAAGACACUAGUCCUUGCAGUGCUUUAGACCAUUCAGAACCAUGGCUCAAGCCAAGUGAUGAACUGGGUAAUGAAGGUUCUUAUCAGCCUUAUGAUUCCAGAUUACCAAAUGGCUAUUUCUACCCUGAAGACUACCAACCUUUGACAGAGGAAAUGAUGAACAUUAAAAAUAGAGAACACUUACAUUCCCCUUAUUACGACGUAAGUGGUCUGCCAGAUCCUUAUGCAAUGGGAGAAGAAGACAAAACGCAGCAUAUAUCUCUUUCGUUCGACGAAAGUCACGAGAGCGGCUAUUCAACUCCUAAUUCCAGGUCUCGGCGAGUCAUCAGAGAGAUCAUUGUCUGAUGUGCCACAUGAGGGUCUUUUAUCGUCAUAUAGACCAAAAUAGUAUGAACUGUGAUAACAAAUAAUGACAAGGAGGAUUUCUCCUCGUCUUAAGGUGCCGGCUGUUUGCAGUCAGUAACUUUGCCAUUCCACAUAGCUGGUGCAUUGUGGAACAGCCUUCAAAGAACUCAUCAGUGAUUAGGAUGUCUCUCAUAAGACCAAUUAUAUGAAAAGAACAAAGCACGAAUUUGAGAGGACGGGUAGGAUUGUAUUUAGUUUGGAAUAGCGUUUAUAGAGUUAAACAUAUUGUUUACGUAAAUGGUACACUUGGGAAAAAUACCAGAUUUGAAUGAUGAAAGAUACCAAAGGGCACCGCGUGGAAAUGACAGAAGCAUGCCAGUUGAAAGUGAAUUCUGUUCCACUUCAUCUCAUAAUUAUUAUUAUUUCAUGAAGAGUUGUAAAUAUUUCAUAUGCAGUGUAUAUAAAUAAUCAUUGGAAAACUGAACUUUCUCAAACAUGCUACUCUUGCCUUAGAGAGACAGAGCUGUAGGGUUUCAUUGUACAUUGAAAAGACACUGUGAUGUCCAAAAGGCACAGAAGACUGAAAAAACCACACAACUAAAAGCUGUUGUUAUUCAUAUUUUGUUAAUGUAAAAUAUAUCAAUAUUCACAUGCAAUAAGUACUUAUACAAGUUAUAUAUUAUUAAUGUAGAACUCUUUAAUCAUCAGUGCAGUGAGAAAAAUGAUAUAACUUAUCAACCUGUUAGGGACACUGUGAUAAAAGUCUAAACAAUUGAAAUAUAUCAAAUUUUAUUUAAAUAAAUUUCAAUACUCAAAACAAGAAUAUUUGUUUUAAACAAAACUGAAAUGGCAUCUGUGUCUCAAGCACAAUAUAUUCACUGCAUCAUUUUAAUGCUUUGUUUUAUUUACAUGAUGCCAAUUUAUAAAUGAACAGAAACGCAGGAUGGAACAAUGUUUUCCAAAACUUUUACGUUCAUCAGAGGUGUUCAUGAGAUCUCAUACUUUUCAAGUCUGCUUAAUUGUGAAAACGUGUGCAGAUAAAUUGAUAGAAUGUAUCAUUCUAAGCAUGAAUGUAAAUAUAUUUAAAACUUUUUAUUCAAGAAAAGCUUAUUUAAUGUUUUCCAUAGUAAAUAUUAAAUUUUAUGUAAUGAAAAAAGAGUAAAUAUUGUAUGAUAAAGGAGGUAUUUUUGUUGACAAGAUAAAUUGGAAGAAAAUUGAAUGAUAUUUUAUGAAAAAGUAGAUGUUGCUUUAUUGCUAUUCCAUUUCUCUGCAUCAAAGAGAAUUUGAUAUACCUUUAACUACAAUUAUUGAAGUUUAUGUAUAUAGCUUUUAUUCAGAAAAGAAAAAGUUAAUUCUUAUGAUGAUGUAUGAUUAUUUUUAAACAACAAAUUAUUUUCAGCUUGCGGAGUAAAUGAAAUAUUCAGCAUUUUAGCAUAGCAUACAGCUUUUAUUUGUAUUUAAUUUAGUUCCUAUGCCAGAGAAGAAAAAGACCAAGAUUGUGAAGUGCAAAUGUGUGAGAAUAUUACAGCUCAUUGUUGCAAACUACUACCGUCCAUUAACACAAUUCUAUUUUGAGUAGCUAUUGAUGUGACUGCUAUGAAAAUUUGUAUGUUAAGUUGGCUUGCUAAUUUAUUUAUAAGAGGUGCUGAAAGAAUAGUGUUUUGAAAGGGAAAAAGAAUGUACUGAUGUUACGAAAAGUAUAGUCAGUCAUAUUCACGUAAAAUAGCAAUAUAUUCCUUGUUCUGUGAAAUGUGUCAUUUCACAUUAUUUAAAGCAAGACAGACAAAGAAACCGUCCCAAAAUAUCAGUAUUUUGUACAAAUCCAAACUUGAUGUAAAUCUGAAAAUGUCUGUCCACAUAUCCUAUUGUUUCCAUAUUUGCUAAGUUUUAUUAAAUUGUAACUCUGCCUCAAAAAAGUGCUUUUUAAGAAGAAAAUGAGAAUUUUAAUUUAAAAAAAGCAUGUGUCACAUUUUUGAGGUAGAAACUUAACUAUGUUCUGCGGAUGAUGAAUUGUUUAAAUCUAAAUGUUUUAUCCCAAAUAAGUCAUUUUUAAAUGAAUUCAUUUUGUUUUGUUUUCCCUCCUCAUCUUGCAAAGAAAACACAUUACUUGUAUAUAUAAAUAUAUAUAUAUAUAUCCUUGUGUUCACCGUUUGUACAGUCGAAUUUCCUCGCCUUGUGUUUUUUAAAUAAACAUGAAUUCCUU